CGGCCCCAUGAUCUCUGGCGGCGAGCGCUGAGGGUUCCGGGCGAGCCGCCAUGUCCGGCGCCUCCGUCAAAGUGGCCGUAAGGGUUCGGCCUUUCAGCUCCCGGGAAAUCAGCCGGGACGCGAAAUGCGUCAUCCAGAUGCAAGGGAAAACCACCUGUAUCACCAAUCCCAAGCUGACAAAAGAUGCUCCCAAAAACUUCACCUUCGAUUAUUCCUACUGGUCCCACACCUCGGUGAGUGCUCUGAGAGCCGGGGGGCUGGGAGUGAGCUACAUGGAGAUCUACUGCGAGCGGGUGCGGGAUCUGCUGAACCCCAAGAGCCGGGGGCACCUGCGGGUGCGGGAGCACCCCAUCAUGGGCCCCUACGUGGAGGACCUGUCCAAGCUGGCCGUCACCUCCUUCGCCGACAUCGCCGACCUCAUGGACUGCGGGAACAAGGCCAGGACCGUGGCCGCCACCAACAUGAACGAAAGCAGCAGCCGCUCGCACGCCGUGUUCACCAUCGUCUUCACGCAGAGGAGACACGACUACCUGACCGACCUCGACACCGAGAAGGUCAGCAAAAUCAGCCUGGUGGAUCUGGCUGGCAGCGAGCGAGCGGAGUCGUCCGGUGCCAAGGGCAUGAGGUUAAAGGAAGGUGCGAACAUCAACAAAUCCCUCACCACGCUGGGGAAGGUGAUCUCCGCCCUGGCCGAGAUGCAAAACACCAAGAAGAAGAAAUCCGAUUUCAUCCCUUACCGUGACUCGGUGCUCACCUGGCUACUCAAGGAGAACCUGGGCGGUAACUCCCGCACUGCCAUGAUCGCCGCCCUCAGCCCGGCUGACAUCAGCUACGAGGAGACACUCAGCACGCUCCGCUAUGCAGACCGGACCAAGCAGAUCCGGUGCAACGCGGUGAUCAACGAGGACCCCAACGCCCGGCUCAUCCGGGAGCUGAAGGAGGAGGUGGCCCGGCUGAGGGAGCUGCUCUUCACCCAGGGCCUCUCCGACGCCCCCCUCCUCGGCGGCUUGAAGGGGGAGGAGCCCGACAGCCGCCCCCCAGCGCCCCCACGGCCCUUCGACCCCACGACUGAGCCCCGGCCCCCCGCCCCCCUCAACGGGGGAUCCGAGCCCUUCCCCGCCCUGGAGGAGCAGGACAUCUGCACGGAGGAGGCUAUGGAGAGGCUGCAGGAGACGGAGAAAAUCAUCGCGGAGCUGAACGAGACGUGGGAGGAGAAGCUGCGGAAAACCGAGGCACUUCGGAUGGAGAGGGAGGCGCUCCUGGCCGAGAUGGGCGUGGCCGUGCGGGAAGACGGCGGCACGGUGGGGGUCUUCUCCCCGAAAAAGACCCCGCACCUGGUGAACCUGAACGAGGACCCGCUCAUGUCAGAGUGCCUGCUCUACCACAUCAAGGACGGCGUGACCAGGGUGGGCCAGGUGGACGUGGACAUCAAGCUGACGGGACAGUUCAUCAAAGAGCAGCACUGCGUUUUCCGGAGCCGCACCGGCCCCACCGGGGAAGCCAUCGUCACGCUGGAGCCAUGCGAGGGGGCUGAGACCUACCUCAACGGCAAGCAGGUGACGGAGCCGCUGGUCCUGAGGUCAGGUAACCGCAUCGUGAUGGGCAAGAACCACGUUUUCCGCUUCAACCACCCGGAGCAGACGCGGCUGGAACGCGAGCGCAGCGCCCCGGCCGAGCCCCCGCCCGAGCCCGUCGACUGGAACUUCGCCCAGCGCGAGCUGCUGGAGGAGCAGGGCAUCGACAUCAAGCUGGAGAUGGAGAAGAGGCUCCAGGACCUGGAGAACCAGUAUCGGCGGGAGAAGGAGGAGGCCGAUCUGCUCCUGGAGCAGCAGCGGCUGUACGCGGACUCGGACAGCGGGGACGACUCGGACAAGCGCUCGUGCGAGGAGAGCUGGCGGCUCAUCUCCUCGCUGCGGGAGAAGCUGCCCGCCACCAAGGUGCAGAGCAUCGUGAAGCGCUGCGGCCUGCCCAGCAGCGGCAAGCGGCGGGAGCCGCUCCGGGUCUACCAGAUCCCCCAGCGCCGGCGCCUGGGCAAGGACCCGCGCUGGGUCACCCUGGCCGACCUGAAGAUGCAGGCCGUGAAGGAGAUCUGCUACGAGGUGGCGCUGAAUGACUUCCGGCACGCCCGGCAGGAGAUCGAGGCCAUGAGCAUCGUGAAGAUGAAGGAGCUGUGCCGGCUCUACGGGAAGCGCGACCCCAACGAGAAGGAGAGCUGGCGGGCCGUGGCCAGGGACGUCUGGGACACCGUGGGGGUGGGCGAGGAGCGGGGUGAGGGGGAGCCGGGGGCCCCCAGCCCGGCCGUGGACGACCUGCGGGCCCACAUCGACAAGCUGACCGACAUCUUGCAGGAGGUCAAGAUCCAGAACAACAUGAAGGAUGAGGAGAUCCGGGCCCUGCGCCACCGUGUGGUCAAGAUGGAGAGAGUCAUCCCCAUCUCCCAGCAGGAGGACGGGGCGGACGAGGACCUGGCGUACGACUGGAGCUCCCGGCUGUUCGCGGCAGGGCUGGCGGACGAGGCGGGGUCCCAGGACCAGGCGGGGAGCCAGGACUCCCUGUGCACCCGGGAGGAGCCGGAGCGGAGCUCCGAGCGUGUGUGCCGGCUGAUGGAGCAGGACCCGGCCUUCCGGCGCGGCCGUCUCCGUUGGCUGAAGCAGGAGCAGGCCCGGCUCCAGAGCCUCCAGCAGCAGCAGCUCGGCAAGUGCCUCCGCCGCCAGCCCCACGCCCCUGGCAAGUUCGUGCCCCCCCAGGACUGCAAGCUGCGUUUCCCUUUUAAGAGCAGCCCCCACCACCGCUACUCCUGGGGCCCCAACACCGCCUUCAUGGUGGCUGGGGGCGAGGAGCCGGGGCCGGAGGGCGACGGCCCAGGGCAGGAGCCGUCCCCGGGGUCGCCCCGGCACCGCCGGCCCUACAGCCCCGGCGGCCCCCAGCACAAACACUGCAGCCGGCAGCCCCACCGGCGCAACUCGCUGGACGGGGGGAGCCGGGUGAAGCCAUCCUGCCCAGGCGCGCCGGAGCACUUCCAGUCCCGCAAGCACAACUAUUACCCGCAGCAGCACCUGCCUUACCCGCAGCACCGCCCGUGCCCCCGCCCGCCCUAUGCCGCCCCGCCCCGCAUGCGCCGCCAGCGCUCGGCCCCUGACCUGCAGGAGCAGGAGACCCCGGUGUAGCCGCCGGCCUGACCGCCUCUGCCGUGGAGGAUCAUGGGGGGGGGGGAAUUAGAGGCAGCGGCCAAGCUGUGGAGGAUCAUGGGAAAGUGAGGUGAGCCGCAGAGAAUUGUGGAAAAGCCAGGGGGCGUGGGCGCUGCUGUGGAGGAUCAUGGGACAUUAGGGUGAGCCACAUUGGAUCAUGGGGAAAUCAGGGAGUGGAGGAUCAUGGGAAAUUGGAGCAAGCCACGUUGGAUGAUGGGAAAAUUGCAGCGUGAAGGAUCAUGGGAAAUUGGGGCGAGUCACAGAGGAUCGUGGGAAAACCAGGGCGGGGGGUGGUGACUGCGGAGCUGCAGAGGUUCUUGGGACAUUAGGGUGAGCCACGUUGGAACAUGGGAAAAUUGCAGAGCAGAGGAUCAUGGGAAAUUGGGGCGAGCCCCACAGGAUUGCGGGAAAAUCAGCAAGUGGAGGAUCAGGGGAAAUUGGGGUGAGCUGCAGAGGAUCGUGGGAAAACCAGGGUAAUGGGUGUGACUGUGGAGCUGCAGAGGAU
This is a messenger RNA of Terrapene triunguis (Three-toed box turtle), 3693 nucleotides long. It is a transcript of the gene KIF1C, whose product is annotated as kinesin family member 1C. Gene Ontology annotation, molecular function: plus-end-directed microtubule motor activity; ATP binding; ATP hydrolysis activity. Lineage: Eukaryota; Metazoa; Chordata; Testudines; Emydidae. The record is from RefSeq and is a predicted model, not a curated record. The coding region runs from base 51 to 3167 and encodes 1038 amino acids. Gene Ontology annotation, cellular component: microtubule; dendrite; kinesin complex. The transcript is spliced from 19 exons. Gene Ontology annotation, biological process: cytoskeleton-dependent intracellular transport; microtubule-based movement; vesicle-mediated transport.